Molecule: messenger RNA, 5135 nt
Organism: Limulus polyphemus (Atlantic horseshoe crab)
Lineage: Eukaryota; Metazoa; Arthropoda; Merostomata; Xiphosura; Limulidae
Product: ras-related protein Rab-39B-like
Exons: 3
Coding region: 151-798 (215 amino acids)
Cellular component (GO): Golgi membrane
Molecular function (GO): GTP binding; GTPase activity
Source: RefSeq, a predicted model, not a curated record
UGAAUGUAUGUUGCUUGCCUGAUUUGUACAGUGUCAUACUUAAAUGUUAUAUCUGAUAAGGUUUGUAGUAGUUUAGAAUAUCCUGUGUGUUAUUGGUUUGGAAGUAAUUACCAGAUGGUUGCAGUUAGGCCUAAUUUGUUUGAGUAAGAAAUGGUUGAGCCUAUUUUUGAGUAUCAGUUCAGAAUAAUUCUAAUUGGAGAUAGUACUGUUGGAAAAAGCACUCUCUUGAAAACAUUCACAGAAGGAAAAUUUGCAGAAGUAUCUGACCCUACAGUAGGCGUGGACUUUUUCUCCCGUCUGAUUGAGAUCAAGAACGGGGUAAGGGUUAAAUUACAGCUGUGGGAUACUGCUGGGCAGGAAAGAUUUAGGACCAUCACUCGAUGCUACUACCGGAAUUCAGUUGGAGCAUUGUUAGUUUAUGACAUGACUCGUCGACAAAGUUUUGAACACUUAGUGGACUGGUUGUUUGAAAUACGGAGACACAUAGAGCCUCAUAAGGCAGUGUACCAGGUUAUUGCUUGUAAAACUGAUAUCAAACACUGUAGAGAAGUGACUACGGAAGAAGGGAAGGCGUUUGCGGAGUUUUAUGGAAUCCGUUUUAUUGAAACUUCUGCAAAAAGUGGAGUCAAUGUGGAAGAGGCAUUUUCCCUCAUUGCCAAAGACAUAUACUUGAAAGUUCAAUCUGGAGAACUUCAAAUAGAAGAUGGUUGGGAUGGAAUAAAAGUAGGCUUCACAAAUCCAAGAGUAGAUGAUUAUUAUCUCGUUGAAGGAAAAGCAGAAAGGGGGCACUGUUGUUAGCUUAUGAAUUCUUUUUAAAACAGAGAGCAAAAUAACAAAAAUUCUAGAUCUCAUUUCUUGCUGUAUUGGGUGCCAUUUUUGUUGAUAUUAUUGAAUCAGUUUUACGCAUAAAGUCCAUAAAACGGUUUUCGUGAGUUUGUGUAGCAGUGUUUUGAGCUGCUGCUUACGAGACCUCCAAACAAGCAUUGCGCUGUUCCUAAUCUAGUUUUCUAUGAGGAAAUCAAAAGAAGCAUUGUUAUCUUGUGUGUAUAACCAAACAUGCUGUCCACAAAUGUAUAUUUUGUUGAAUAUUUUGAUUAGAAAUGAGUCAAAUAAAACACUUGCAUAUGUAGUACAAAUCAUUGUUGAUAAUAUUUUUUUUGAUUUUUACGAUGUUUUAGUUAAUGUUCGUAAAGAUAUUUUUUUACUACUUGAACUCUUCCCAUGCCAUAACUUCUCAUUAAUUAAUACGUUGCAGUGUUUUUCUAGAGACUAAGUUUGUCGAGGCCAUAAUUUUGAGUAACUGAGAAAGUCUGCAAGUUCAAAUCAAUACGCAGUAAAAACGGAAUGUGUAACUACUGUGAUGUAUUACUAAGUUAGCUAGUAUAUCCAUGUGUAUUUUCCCGAGUUCCAGAAAAUAUGCCAGCGUAUUGUGUAGAAUGUUUGAAAUACUUUUAACACCUCAGAAUCGUGGGUCGUAGUUUUUUAUACAAUUAUUAAAUAAUCUCAAGAACAUGCGUAAUAGAUAUAUCUUUGUUCCCUAGCCAACUUCCAUUAUUUACCUUGGAUAUGUUAUUUAUUUGAAAGAUGAAAUGUAUAAAAAAAAAGCUAUGAAACUACAAAAAUAUAAUAAUUUUAUGAUUUUUUUCCAUUCUAAACUUUCUUCAAUUACAGCCAAGAUUUUGCUUCUGCUCAAGUGAGUUGAGCUGGGGAUAGAUGGAAAAAUCGGGGCUCUAACUUCUUAUCGUGUUCGUGUAUAUUUGUGCUCGAAAGAACCAUUUAAUCCGUCAAGAAUAUCCUUUCACGUUCGACAACGGUUUUUAAUCACCAGUCCUAGCUAAACGUACCGUUUCUCACGCGUAUAAAUAUGCUCUUGUCUAACGGACGUCGAAGCAAGUUUCAAGUAAUAACAUAUUUUUUGUCAUUCCAACGAACGAGAUGAAAAUGUAGAAUUUGAAAGAUCGUAUGACCGAUACACAAAUGUUCCAGUUGACGUAUCGUUAUUUUAAUAUCCGUGUAAUAGAAUUAUUAUGCUGUUUAGAUUUGUUAUUAUAAAGUACAAUGUAAGAAUCCCCCUAUGAGAAUGUUUGUCUAGUCUUUUUACACAGUAAGUUUUUUUCUUGGGUUUGUUAUUCAGCUACCCUACAGACUCUGUAGUUUCUCGAAAAUUUAACAAUAACUAUAUUGUUUUAAACUGAUGACAGAAGUGCCCACAAUAUAAAGUAUCCUUUUUUCUACAUGUUUACCAAAGUUUUAUGGUUGGGGGUUUUCUGUUGACUGCUUCUGAUCUGGUUGAAGGACAGUAUUAGGAGCUUGAUUCACCCCCCGAAGCAGCUCGACGGCAAAGUCUGAACUGAUAGCAGCUAAAAACAUUGUCUACAGAUUACUGUAUAUGAUUGAAGCUUAUUUAAACUGCCUCAGCAAACCAUUACUACUCACCCCAUUAAAACCACUUAACACUGUUUUUGACUCUAUACUAGUGGGCUACAACAAAAUUCAAAGCAGAAGCAAUACACUUGUAUCUUUUUUUUUUUAACCCUACAAUGUUUUUUACACUACAUUCCUUAUAAAUCUUGUAUACAGUUAGAGAAAAGUGAUAAUCAUGUGUUUGUAACCACAUUAAAGUUAACGAAAUUAAUUAUAGAAGUGUAUACAAAACCUGUACAGGAGAAUACAUUCUACACUAUAGAUCUAAUUCGUAGGGUUAUUGUUAUACCCCUGAGUAGGUUGGAAGGUUUAAUACAGAAAUUGAUGGUGUUUGGUGUUAUUUCCAUUUUUUAUAGUUUAAUUUUAACAUAUUAUGUUUUCGUUUUUUUUUUUUUUUUGACAAAAAUAUAUGUAUAUUAGCAUGAAUCAUAUACAUGCUUGAUACAUCGUAUGGUAAAUAUAUGAAUUAUAUGAUAAUAUCCUAGUUUUUAUAUUUUCUUCUUUCAUUAAGGGUUUAACUAGGUAAAAAUCAGUUUUAGAAAAAAUAUUAUUUAAGCUAGUUGGUUUCAUAAAUGAUUAUAAUGAAAUUUUAACAAGAAUUUUCACGACUUAUGUUUAAAAAAACAAAGAUGGUGAUAUGUGAUUCUGAAUAUUAAGAGGUUCUUGUUGAAUAACGUAUUGUUAGAUACCGAUUUAAACAUGUUAGAUUUGAUGAUAAUGUCAAUGUUAAGUGAUUCAUGUAGCUACAAGAUACUGUUUUGUAAAUGACAGUAUAGUUGUUUGAUGAAAGAAAAUUCUAUUUUCUGUAUCUUAGCUAAUUGAUAUUGAGCUAAUCAGUAUGUAUAAAAAUGUUUUCAAGAGAUUUCUGGAGAAGGAUCAGAUCUGUACUCGAAACUCGGAAGUAAGUAUUUUUUUUUUUUUUUUUAGGGCAGCAAAAUGAAUAUUUUUGUUUGAACACUUUUUUGGAGAUACACGAUAUAUUCUGAUUAGAUGUGUUUGUUAAUAAUGACUGGAGGUGUUUGUCAGAUUUUGAUUGGAGAUGUUUGUUAGAUUCUUAUUGGAUUUGACGUGUUUGUUAAUUCUGACUAGAAACGUUUAAUAAAUCUUGAUUGGAUAUGUUUGUUAAUUCUGACUGGAAACUAUUUUUUUUAAUUCGUACUAGAGGUAUCCCAUAAUGCAAAGUGGCUGUAAAAUCCCGAUGGAGAUGUCUGAUAAAUCUUUAAUAUUUUUGGGUUCGUGUAUUAUCUCAUAGAAAAUCCUUCAGAUGGCUAUUUUCAGACCACAUUCAUUAUCUUAUCAAGCAUAAUAAUUGUACUGAAACGUUUUGCAGCAACGUUAUUGGGUUCGUGUAUUAUCUCAUAGAAAAUCCUUCAGAUGGCUAUUUUCAGACCACAUUCAUUAUCUUAUCAAACAUAAUAAUUGUACUGAAACAUUUUGCAGCAACGUCAUUAGUGUCGAUAUUUCAUGCUGUAUACUUCCAGUAGAAAUUAAUAUGAUAAAACACUGGUUUGUGAGUGCGCUUAAUAGGACAGCAUCUUUGUACAAGUACUCUUUGUUUCAGGUUAAGCACGAAGCUACACAAUGGGUUAUCUGUGCUCUGCCCACCACGGGUAUCGAAACCUGAAUUCUAGCGCCGUAAGUCCGCAGACAUACCGCCGUGCCACGGGGGGGGGGUACACCUUAGGUACUUGUUUGUUUGUAAUUAAGCCCAAAUCUACACAAUGGGCUAUCUGUGCUCUGCCCACCACGGGUAUCGAAACCCGGAUUCUAGUGUUGUAAGCGUGCAAGUACUAUGUACCAACAUUAUUACACGGAUUUAUGACGCUAAAAUCCAUGGUUUGAUACCCCACGGUGAACAGAGCGCAAUUAGCCCAUUAUGAUAUUGUUUUGCCCUAAACAAACAUACUGAAUACAUCUCGGUAAUUCGCGUUUCGUGUAUGCGUCGUCAUACUGACACUGUUUGUAAUUCGUUUAUGUAGUUCGUGUGUUUUCAAAAAUGUUAAUAAGAAAAUAAUCCGUUAUGUAGCUUUGUACAUAACAACAAACUCUUUAAUUCUCCGUGUUUCCGGAUUUUAUCACGCAGUAGACGCAUUUUUUGUUAUAUAAUAAUUAAAAAUAACGUUAAAUAGAUCAUGAUAAUAAAAAAAAUAGAUAAUAAUAGAGGGAAUUAGUGUUUCGCUAUGAACCAUAUUGUUAAUAUAACAGUUGAGUCAGGUGCUAUCGUUGUUCCUGAUUAAAUAACGUAUAUCUGUUUUGUAUCGCGUUCAUUCGGUCAUUUCUAAAAUAAUUUGGUUGCUUUUAUGAAUUAAGCACCAGAAAUUAAUCGAAAUUAGGAAAUUUAAUUUUAGACCCGGGCUGUAAUGGGUGCGCACGUUCCUUCUCGUCGUUCGGUUAAAUAAACCUUACUCCAUCCCACGUCAAUUUUAUAUUUACAUCCUACACCUCUGUAAAGUACGAGUUUAUUCUGCUGGUGUGCUUCUUAAGAAAAUUUAAAAUAUUUUAUUGGUAUAACUUUGUAUUUAUGGGAUUGUGAUAAGUUUUCGAGAUUUUUGUCACCGAAAAGUUACUGCUAUUUUUGUCAGUCGAAAUAAAUAUUAAAACUGGAAUGAGUGGCAAGCACGAAAACACAGCUGGAAAAAAAGAGUCUGUAUAUGUAUUGGAUUACAUUAUAUGAAACUGCUAAAAUAAUAAAAUGUAUAUCCAUAUAUUUA